GAGUGUGUGUGCGCGCGCGUGUGUGUUAAAAAAGAUGUAAAAGAUGGCGGAGCUACAGAUGCUCCUGGAGGAAGAAAUUCCUGCCGGACGGAGAGCUUUGCUGGACAGUUUCACCAACCUUGAAAGAGUCGCUGAAUACUGCGAAAGUAAUUACGUGCAGUCUCAAGAUAAGCACAGAGCACUAGAAGAAACAAAAAACUACACAACUCAGUCUCUGGCCAGUGUUGCCUACCUGAUCAACACACUCGCAAAUAAUGUGCUGCAGAUGCUGGAUAUCCAGGCGUCACAGCUACGCCGGAUGGAGUCCUCAAUCAACCACAUCUCGCAGACAGUGGAUAUACACAAGGAAAAGGUAGCAAGAAGGGAGAUUGGCAUCCUGACAACCAAUAAAAACACCUCUCGCACCCACAAAAUUAUCGCUCCAGCCAAUCCUGAGCGUCCGGUGCGUUACAUACGGAAACCUAUCGACUACAAUGUGCUGGAUGAUAUUGGCCAUGGAGUAAAGGUUGGGAAUCAAAGCAUGAAGAUGGGGGGUCUUCCUCGGACCACCCCUCCAACACAAAAACCUCCGAGCCCUCCAAUGCCUGGAAAGGGAACCAUAGGGAGACACUCUCCAUAUAGGACACUGGAACCAGUGCGUCCCCCUGUGGUUCCUAAUGACUAUGUUCCCAGUCCCACACGCAACAUGGCACCUGGGCAGCAGCAGAGUCCUGUGCGCACUGCGUCACUGAACCAGAGGAACCGUACCUAUAGUGGGAGUAGCGGGGGCAGCCAUCCAAGCAGUCGCAGCAGCAGUCGGGAAAACAGUGGGAGUGGCAGUGUGGGAGUGCCAAUCGCUGUGCCCACCCCCUCUCCCCCUAAUGCAUAUCCAGGCACUGCCCCUCAGUUCUACAGUAUGAACAGACCUGUACCCAGACAGAUCACGCCCCCUGUUGGUGGCUCUCUGCCUUACCGCCGUACACCCUCUGUCAGCAGCCAGUCCUCUAUGUCUGCCAGUCAGCAGAAUGGAGGACCACACUACAACCAGGGCCAAGUGGCACUUCCUCCCCCCUCCAUCCUGCAGAUUACUCCUCAGCUUCCUCUCACAGGCUUCGUGGCUCGAGUUCAGGAGACCAUUUCAGAUGCUCCACCUCCACCUCCUCCUACAGAAGAGAGUAUGUUUCAAGAAGUGCAGCCUCCUCCUCCACCUCUGGAGGAUUAUGAAGAAGAGUCCUCAGUAGUGGAAUACAGUGACCCGUAUGCUGAGGAAGACCCGCCUUGGGCUCCAUGUGCUUACUUAGAGAAAGUGGUGGCGAUCUAUGACUACACACAAGACAAAGAGGAUGAACUGUCAUUCCAGGAAGGGGCAAUCAUCUACGUUAUUAAGAAGAAUGAUGAUGGUUGGUAUGAGGGUGUGAUUAAUGGCUCUACUGGACUUUUCCCUGGUAACUACGUGGAGUCCAUCAUGCACUACACAGAGUGAUGCUUGAACCAGUGCAGUCAGCACUAAAGCUAACACACAUGGGUACAGCACAGACAGCCGUUACAGCAGAUUUCAGGCAUAUUCAGAUAUUCAGGCAGGACUAAUUGUCAUUUGUGAGAAGAGCAAACUUCAGUGGAAGGAAAAAUUAAAGUGGACAUGUUGGCUUUUCAGAAAGGAAGGCUUGCAAUAUUAGAGUAUUAUAAGAUGUACUAACAAUAAAAUCUCGUUACUCUUUUGUUUGAUGAAGUAUCUGGAGCAGAACCACUAUUUUUUGAAGAAGAAAAUAUAUGAAGUAGUUUUGUGAUUUGAAGACAAUAUUCAUAUUCUAAAGCUGGCAUUGGUUAACCAAACUGAAUAAGCUGUGUCUAAUUUUUUUACAUAACAUGUCUAUUUUAUUCUCAGCAGAUGUCCUGAAAAUGUUAUGAAGACUAUGGGUUUACAGGGGUUUUAGUGAAAAGGGGAAAACACUACACCCAUUCUGCAGGAGUUCAGUCAAGGUUCAACAGACUGUUCUAGCAUAAUUAAUGGAAGGAUGACAGGAUAUAUUUAGUUCAUACAUUUGGAAAUGACUUUAAUGUGUGUACUAAUGGAUUUAAUCCUUAAGCAGGGACUAGUUAUAUGAUAGGACUUUGAUGGCCUCAUAUGGCAUUUAACUCCCCGAGCUGCCAUUUGACGUAACUAGAUGUUAGGUAAUAUUGUAACCCAGGAUACAGAGUACGGCAACUUAGAGUCUUAAAUACAUUUAAUACAGUCUUGUAAUAAGAACAAUUAGUUCGAGGUAGAAGCAAAGGUGAAAUGAUGAACAAAUUUUCCUAAUUUGCAGAACGUUCCUCUGGGGCGAGUUAAUAUUGAACAGUUUGAGAGUCUGAUCUGAACAGUGUUUUUCCCUGAACAGUGUUACAUUAGGCAGAUUACAGUUGCAUCUCAGCAGCAAAAUGCACCAUGGUGAAAAAAUCAUAUCCCUAAAGCAUUCAGUAUGUUAGAGUUCAACACAGUUUUUCCCUUAACGUUGUUUAAUCAUAUUUAUACAUAUUAUGUACUGAAGCUAACAAGCUAGCCAGUUUGAGUUUUGAUAUGAUGUGUAGGGCUACAUAAGUUGCAUGCUCAAUAAAAUAAUCAUAUUUUUAAUCUUAACAUUCUUUUUUUUUUAUACCUUUAAGUUUAAUUAUUUAGUUAAUUUAUCAGCAAUAGUUUAUGCUUUUGCUAAGAAUUUCCACAGAGUGAUUUUGCAUUCGGGUGCCAACAAAGUGUCUUUAAACAUCUUCCUAUGCCAUAAUGUAACAUUGAAAUGGUUAUGUAACGCUUGACAAUUCUGCUCAACAUUAAUAAUUCAUCCCGUUUAACUUUUUGAAAAGAUUUUGCUUUUGUUUAACUCUAAAUUACAGCAGGGAUGAGUAAUGUUCCCAUGCCAUGAAGUUCAGAUUGUGUAUAUAAAUCUAAGAGUAUGAACAAGGUUGAGGAGCAAUAAAAUGGCAGCACAGUUCUCUUCUUUACAAGGACUUGCAAUAAUACCUGGUGAAAUGAUGUGUUUAAAGAUGUUCAUUUUAUAUUUGCUCAGUAAUGAAAGCACAUAGUUUGGCAGCUGGGAUGAAAACUGCUUUGUUUUUGCAGGCAGGCAUAUUAAUAGUAAAAGUAAACAUAUAAGAUGGAACUGUUACUGUCUUAAAACUGAACUCAACAGCUGAAUGAAAACUAAGGCUCAGUUUAGUUGUUUGCAGUAUUUUUGCUAGAGAUUUCCAGAACUUACAGUUGUGCAUGGACUGCAGGUAUAUAUAAAUAACUAUCUAUAUCUAUCUCAUAUAUAUAUAUAGGGAGUGCAGAAUUAUUAGGGAAGUUGUAUUUUUGAGGAUUAAUUUUAUUAUUGAACAACCAUGUUCUCAAUGAACCCAAAAAACUCAUUAAUAGCAAAGCUGAAUAUUUUUGGAAGUAGUUUUUAGUUUGUUUGUAGUUUUAGCUAUUUUAGGAGGAUAUCUGUGUGUGCAGGUGACUAUUACUGUGCAUAAUUAUUAGGCAACUUAACAAAAAACAAAUAUAUACCCAUUUCAAUUAUUUAUUUUCACCAGUGAAACCAAUAUUACAUCUCAACAUUCACUAAUAUACAUUUCUGACAUUCAAAAACAAAACAAAAACAAAUCAGUGACCAAUAUAGCCACCUUUCUUUGCAAGGACACUCAAAAGCCUGCCAUCCAUGGAUUCUGUCAGUGUUUUGAUCUGUUCACCGUCAACAUUGCGUGCAGCAGCAACCACAGCCUCCCAGACACUCUUCAGAGAGGUGUACUGUUUUCCCUCCUUGUAAAUCUCACAUUUGAUGAUGGACCACAGGUUCUCUAUGGGGUUCAGAUCAGGUGAACAAGGAGGCCAUGUCAUUAGUUUUUCUUCUUUUAGACCCUUUCUUGCCAGCCACGCUGUGGAGUACUUGGACGCGUGUGAUGGAGCAUUGUCCUGCAUGAAAAUCAUGUUUUUCUUGAAGGAUGCAGACUUCUUCCUGUACCACUGCUUGAAGAAGGUGUCUUCCAGAAACUGGCAGUAGGACUGGGAGUUGAGCUUGACCCCAUCCUCAACCCGAAAAGGCCCCACAAGCUCAUCUUUGAUGAUACCAGCCCAAACCAGUACUCCACCUCCACCUUGCUGGCGUCUCAGUCGGACUGGAGCUCUCUGCCCUUUACCGAUCCAGCCACGAGCCCAUCCAUCUGGCCCAUCAAGACUCACUCUCAUUUCAUCAGUCCAUAAAACCUUAGAAAAAUCAGUCUUCAGAUAUUUCUUGGCCCAGUCUUGACGUUUCAGCUUGUGUGUCUUGUUCAGUGGUGGUCGUUUUUCAGCCUUUCUUACCUUGGCCAUGUCUCUGAGUAUUGCACACCUUGUGCUUUUGGGCACUCCAGUGAUGUUGCAGCUCUGAAAUAUGGCAAAACUGGUGGCAAGUGGCAUCUUGGCAGCUGCACGCUUGACUUUUCUCAGUUCAUGGGCAGUUAUUUUGCGCCUUGGUUUUUCCACACGCUUCUUGCGACCCUGUUGACUAUUUUGAAUGAAACGCUUGAUUGUUCGAUGAUCACGCUUCAGAAGCUUGGCAAUUUUAAGAGUGCUGCAUCCCUCUCACUAUUUUUGACUUUUCGGAGCCUGUCAAGUCCUUCUUUUGACCCAUUUUGCCAAAGGAAAGGAAGUUGCCUAAUAAUUAUGCACACCUGAUAUAGGGUGUAGAUGUCAUUAGACCACACCCCUUCUCAUUACAGAGAUGCACAUCACCUAAUAUGCUUAAUUGGUUGUAGGCUUUCGAGCCUAUACAGCUUGGAGUAAGACAACAUGCAUAAAGAGGAUGAUGUGGUCAAAAUACUCAUUUGCCUAAUAAUUCUGCACUCCCUGUAUAUAUAUAUAUAUAUUUAUAUAUAUAUAUAUAUAAAUAUAUAUAAAAAUUUCUAUUUCCAUGUGUGUGAGUGCAACUGUGCCGGUGCAACUGUGUUAGUGUGCUACAGUUUUCCUUUAAAAUUAACUGUUUAUAAAGUGAAUGAAUUUGGUAUUUGCAUGCUGCUGUUCUGUGUACAUUUCUUCACAUGUAUCAUGCUGUUUUAGGACCUUUGUCACUUUCACUUGGGCAGCAAUUUAUUUGCUCUGAAGCUAAAACACUAAUGCACAAGUGUGAUGAAAGUCACAAACAGCACUUAACGCAAACCUGUAAAAUGGGACCACUUAACAUUAUAGCUCACUAUUUGGAGGCAUCCAGACCAAAAAAGACAAGAGCAAACUCAGAUGGAUUAACUGUAUGACAAUAAAACCAUUGGAUCUGAUCA
Tachysurus vachellii is the source of this 5244-nucleotide messenger RNA. It is a transcript of the gene abi2a, whose product is annotated as abl-interactor 2a. The record is from RefSeq and is a predicted model, not a curated record. The coding region runs from base 44 to 1462 and encodes 472 amino acids. NCBI's taxonomy places the organism in Eukaryota, Metazoa, Chordata, Actinopteri, Siluriformes, Bagridae. Gene Ontology annotation, cellular component: lamellipodium. Gene Ontology annotation, molecular function: SH3 domain binding. The transcript has 10 exons.